AUGUCGGCUCAAGACUCCCCUCUCAACUCCUUAUCUUCUCGUUUCCCACUCACCUUCCCCGUUCCCACACCUCUCACUCAUCCUCAUCUCAUCUCCGCCUCAGAUCUCGCAACAGAGGAAGACCUCCUGCACAAUCCCGACAAUCUACGAUCAUGGCUCUCAUACAUCCAUCAACUGAAAGAACGUAUAAUAGCCAAUGAACCUCCCAAAGCCGACAAGCCAUCGCCCGAGGAGAUACUCCUAGGUCCAUUAUCCAGUCAUGUUGCCCGAGAGGGUUUACAACAAUUGACAAUGGUUUACGAAAGGGCUUUAGCGAUUUUCCCUGCAAGCUUCAAACUUUGGAGAUCAUAUUAUCAAAUGAGACAAUCCUACGUGUUGGGGGAAUUGACAAGUUCAGCUAAGACUGCUAGAGGCCAACAUGCCAAACGAGGUUCAGGAUUCAAGACGAAUGUGAGAGAACAGUUAGAAGCUGCUGAAGAAGCCAAUGAGUGGGUAGGAGGAUUAGAUGGUAUAGUUGGAUACGAAGAAUGGAGAUCGUUGAUUGCUACUGGAGAAAGGAUGAUCGCUUGUCUGAGUCAUUUACCUGUACCAUGGUUAUUACACCUUUCGAUUUUGUUUCACCCAAAAUGCCCCGCGACGUUCAAGAGAACCUAUGCGAGACGAACAUUCGAUAGAGCACUCAGAACGCUCCCUCCAAGUUUACAUGGAAGAGUGUGGGGUCUGUAUCUUAGAUGGGCAGAGAUGAUUGGUGGAGAAGCUGGUGAGAGAGUUUGGAGAAGGUUCUUAAAGGUCGACGCAAGUCUGACUGAAAGACAUAUCACAUACCUCCUUGACUCGACUCCGCCUCGUCCACUCGCUGCGUCCAAAUACCUUCUCUCCCUCGCUCGUCGCGCAUCCAAGAACCUGUACUCAUCACUCGAGGGCAAAUCACCGUAUCAGCUGUUCGUCGAUUUCUUAGAGCUGGUAGAGCGGUAUGCAGAUGAAGUAGGUAUGGACGAAGAGCAGACAUUAGAACUUAAAGCGGCCAAGCAAGUGGCUCAAGAUGAAAUAACGAAACCUGACGCCGAAGACACACCUGCUCCAGCGGAAGAACCAGCUAGUAUACAUGGUCGUCUGAUCAGGAUAGCUGGACCACCUGUCCCAGUAGAACAGGGAAAGAUAUUCAAACCUAAAGAUGCUAUCUCAGCUAAGAAAGGUCCAGAGGAACUACCUUAUGAUGAAGAUACCGAUCCGUCCAAUUCACGCUUAUUAGACGUAGAAGGUAUAGUAGAAACAGAUGGAUUAGAAGUAUAUAAAGAUCAAGCUGGUAGGUUAUGGACGGGUCUGGCGACAUAUUGGAUCAAACGUGGUGAAUUUGAUCGAGCGACAUCAACUUUCGAAAGAGGUUUAGCAGCGGUGGUGACUAUCAGAGAUUUCACUCAGAUAUUUGACGCUUAUGCUGAGUUCUCCGAAACUAUGAUUUCUACUUUGAUGGAUGCUCUUGCCGAUGAAGAUAAUUUAGCAGAUGAAGAAUUCGAUGCUGAAGAGACUGAGAAAGAAUUAGAUGAGAGGAUGAAGAAGUUUGAAGAGUUGAUGGAUAGAAGACCCUUCCUCCUCAAUGAAGUUCUCCUCAGAAGGAAUCCGAACGAGGUGGUAGAGUGGGAAAAACGAAUAGCGCUUUAUGGAGACGACGACGAGAAAGUGGUUGAAACGUAUGUGAAAGCUUUGGAUACGAUAAAUCCAAGGAAGGUCACAGGACCCCUAUAUCCUCUAUAUGUCAACUUUGCGAAGUUCUAUGAAGAGGGUGGAAGCAAAGAUCCGGAAAGUGGAGAACCCAGAAAUGAACCCGAUUUGAAACAGGCUAGGAAGAUUAUGGAGAGAGCUACGAAAGUACCCUACAAGAGUGUAGAUGAGCUGGCGGAAGUAUGGUGUGAAUGGGCAGAAUUGGAGUUGAGGAAUGAGAAUUACGACGAGGCUAUCCGUUUGAUGCAGCGAGCGACCACGAUACCGCGAGAUCCCAAAAAGAUCAACUUCUAUGACGAGUCUCUAUCCCCACAACAGCGUCUGUUCAAAUCCCUCAAAAUAUGGUCUUUCUACAGUGAUCUCGAAGAAUCCAUCGGUUCCGUUGAAUCAACAAAAGCAGUCUACGAUAAGAUUAUGGAAUUGAAAAUCGCCAAUGCUCAGGUCAUUGUCAACUACGCUGCUUUCCUGGAAGAGAACAAGUACUUCGAAGAGAGUUUCAAGGUGUACGAGCGAGGUAUUGAGCUAUUCCACCCAUCCGUCGCAUUCGAAAUAUGGAACAUCUACCUUUCUAAAUUCGUCAAACGAUAUGGUGGUAAGAAGCUCGAAAGGGCAAGAGAUCUGUUCGAACAGGCAUUAGAGAAUUGUCCACCUAAAUUCUGCAAACCGAUUUAUCUCCUAUAUGGUAGACUUGAAGAAGAACACGGUUUGGCUAAGAGAGCGAUGGGUAUCUACGAUCGAGCUUGUACGACAGUACAGGAUUCAGAUAAAUUCGAUAUGUUUACGAUAUACAUUGCGAAAGCCACUGCGAACUUUGGAUUACCCGCCACUCGACCGAUAUACGAAAGAGCACUUGAAAGUCUACCGGACAAACAGACUGCGGAAAUGUGUAAGAGAUUUGCAAGGAUGGAGAGGAAACUUGGUGAAAUUGAUAGAGCCAGAGCUAUCUAUGCUCAUGCGAGUCAAUUCUGCGAUCCUAGGAUUGACAAGGAGUUCUGGGAAGAAUGGAACUUGUUUGAGGUCGAAACUGGAUCCGAGGACACUUUCCGAGAGAUGUUACGUAUCAAGCGUGCGGUCCAAGCUGCAUUCAACACCGAGACAUCUUUCAUCGCUGCUCAAACGGCCGCAGCUGCCAAAGGAGCUGAGAAACCUACCGAUACAGCUCAAGACGCUGCUGAUCCUAUGGCAGCUAUGGAAAGAGAGUUGUCAGGAACGAAUGGUUCUGCGAACAAGAAGACUGGUGGACCCGCCUUUGUGGCUAGUACGUUGAAGACGCAGAAUGCUCAUGGUAUCGAUCAAGCGGAGGAUGAAAGUGAGGUCGCGAAUCCGGAUGCCAUAGAGAUGGAUGAAGAUGAGUUUUAG
Messenger RNA from Kwoniella mangroviensis CBS 8507, 3081 nucleotides. Its product is annotated as pre-mRNA-splicing factor SYF1. The transcript is spliced from 6 exons. NCBI's taxonomy places the organism in Eukaryota, Fungi, Basidiomycota, Tremellomycetes, Tremellales, Cryptococcaceae. Bases 1 to 3081 code for a protein of 1026 amino acids. The record is from RefSeq and is a predicted model, not a curated record. Gene Ontology annotation, biological process: generation of catalytic spliceosome for first transesterification step; mRNA splicing, via spliceosome. Gene Ontology annotation, cellular component: post-mRNA release spliceosomal complex; U2-type catalytic step 2 spliceosome; Prp19 complex. Gene Ontology annotation, molecular function: protein binding.